AUGCGAUUCUCAGCCUCCAUCCUCGGUGCUCUCAGUGUAGCCCAUCUCGCGGCAGCAGCGCCCAUCUGGGGUGCUCUCAUUGGAGGCGCCGCCUCUAUAGUAUUACCAUUACUGCCAUCCAAAAAAAAGGAAGAACCACAGCCAGACACCCAGCCCGACGACACACUCUCCACACCUCAAUACUUCUCUCUCAGCUCCUUGAAGUCUGGCUUUGCGUUCGACCGUGCCUCGUUAUCCGCGUCAAGUUCCAACCUCUACACCAACCUCCUCUCUCAAGGAGCAAGCUGCGAGAACGGCGAUGAUCCAGGUUUCGCCACACUCACGAUUGACCCCGACCGCGUCUUGUAUCUGUAUACUGGGUCCGGCCCUGCCCAACAGUUCUAUGUCGACCGUUCCAAAAUGGGUCAGGGCAAGCUGGGUUACACGACUGGUGAUCAGUCUCCCCCCGGGAACGCGGAGAGUCAAGGAUGGGAGCUUGUUGACGGCAUUCUGACCUUCGAUGGUGCGGGUCUGAUUGCAUGCCCCAGCAACACCAUAGAAGAUGCCUGGACUGUAUGGGUAUCCUCCGGCAAUAAGGAACCGGGGGGCAACGCCGGCUGCACUACCUUCGAUGCAAGAGCGAACUACCUCGCGGAGGGCGACCUAAGCCUAUGUACCUAUACCGAAUAG
Messenger RNA from Drepanopeziza brunnea f. sp. 'multigermtubi' MB_m1, 669 nucleotides. RefSeq lists its product as uncharacterized. NCBI's taxonomy places the organism in Eukaryota, Fungi, Ascomycota, Leotiomycetes, Helotiales, Drepanopezizaceae. The record is from RefSeq and is a predicted model, not a curated record.